Nannospalax galili (Upper Galilee mountains blind mole rat) is the source of this 2900-nucleotide messenger RNA. RefSeq names its product ribosomal protein S6 kinase A4 (gene Rps6ka4). The record is from RefSeq and is a predicted model, not a curated record. Gene Ontology annotation, molecular function: magnesium ion binding; protein serine/threonine kinase activity; ATP binding. The coding region runs from base 107 to 2425 and encodes 772 amino acids. Gene Ontology annotation, biological process: intracellular signal transduction; protein phosphorylation; regulation of DNA-templated transcription. The transcript is spliced from 17 exons. NCBI's taxonomy places the organism in Eukaryota, Metazoa, Chordata, Mammalia, Rodentia, Spalacidae.
UCGGCCCCAGAGGCGGCACCAGGAAGCACCCGCCCCGGCCGGAGCCGCCAUGUAACCGGCGCCGCCCGGAGCCCGAGCCGCGCGGGCCCCCAGCGACCCGCACGCCAUGGGAGACGAGGAUGAGGAUGAGGGCUGCUCGGUGGAGCUGCAAAUCACCGAAGCCAACCUGACCGGGCACGAGGAGAAGGUGAGCGUGGAGAACUUCGAGCUGCUCAAGGUGCUGGGCACGGGAGCCUACGGGAAGGUGUUCCUGGUGCGGAAGGCGGGAGGCCACGAUGCGGGGAAGCUGUAUGCUAUGAAGGUGCUACGCAAGGCGGCAUUAGUGCAGCGCGCCAAGACGCAGGAGCACACGCGCACCGAGCGCUCGGUGCUGGAGCUAGUGCGCCAGGCGCCCUUCCUCGUCACCCUGCACUAUGCUUUCCAGACGGAUGCCAAGCUGCAUCUCAUCCUAGACUAUGUGAGCGGAGGCGAGAUGUUCACCCACCUCUACCAGCGCCAGUACUUCAAGGAGGCUGAGGUUCGGGUGUAUGGGGGUGAGAUCGUGCUGGCCCUGGAACACCUACACAAGCUGGGCAUCAUCUACCGUGACCUGAAGCUGGAGAACGUCCUACUGGACUCAGAGGGUCACAUCGUCCUCACAGACUUUGGGCUGAGCAAGGAGUUUCUGACAGAAGAGAAAGAGCGGACCUUUUCCUUCUGUGGGACCAUCGAGUACAUGGCCCCUGAAAUCAUCCGCAGCAAGACUGGGCAUGGCAAGGCCGUGGACUGGUGGAGCCUGGGUAUCCUGCUUUUCGAGCUGCUGACGGGGGCCUCGCCCUUCACACUGGAGGGUGAGAGGAAUACACAGGCUGAGGUGUCCAGACGGAUCCUGAAGUGCUCCCCUCCCUUCCCCCUCCGGAUUGGGCCUGUGGCACAGGACCUGCUGCAGCGACUGUUGUGUAAGGACCCUAAGAAGAGAUUGGGCGCGGGUCCCCAGGGUGCGCAGGAAGUCAAGAGCCACCUUUUCUUCCAGGGUCUGGAUUGGGCUGCCUUGGCUGCCAGGAAGAUCCCUGCUCCAUUCCGGCCCCAGAUUCGCUCAGAGCUGGAUGUGGGUAACUUUGCAGAGGAAUUCACUCGGCUGGAACCUGUUUAUUCCCCUGCUGGGAGUCCUCCGCCUGGGGACCCUCGAAUCUUUCAGGGCUACUCCUUCGUGGCACCAUCCAUCCUCUUUGACCACAACAAUGCAGUGAUGACCGAUGUGCUAGAGGCACCUGGUGCUGGGCUCAGGCCUGGCAGAGCAGCGGUUGCCAGGAGCGCCAUGAUGCAGGACUCGCCCUUCUUUCAGCAAUAUGAGCUGGAUUUGCGGGAGCCGGCACUGGGUCAGGGCAGCUUCUCCGUGUGUCGUCGAUGUCGCCAGCGCCAGAGUGGCCAAGAGUUUGCAGUCAAGAUCCUUAGCCGCAGGCUGGAAGAGAACACGCAGCGCGAGGUGGCCGCCCUGCGGCUGUGCCAGUCACACCCCAACGUGGUGAAUCUGCAUGAGGUGCAUCACGACCAGCUGCACACCUACCUGGUCCUGGAGCUGCUGCGGGGCGGGGAGCUGUUGGAGCACAUCCGAAAGAAGCGGCACUUUAGUGAGUCCGAGGCCAGCCAGAUCCUGCGCAGCCUGGUGUCUGCCGUGAGCUUCAUGCACGAGGAGGCCGGAGUGGUGCACCGAGACCUCAAGCCGGAGAACAUCCUCUAUGCCGACGACUCGCCCGGGGCCCCGGUGAAGAUCAUCGACUUUGGGUUCGCGAGGCUGCGGCCGCAGAGCCCGGCGGGGCCCAUGCAGACGCCCUGCUUCACGCUGCAGUACGCCGCCCCCGAGCUGCUGGCGCAGCAGGGUUACGACGAGUCCUGCGACCUUUGGAGCCUGGGUGUCAUUCUGUACAUGAUGCUGUCCGGACAGGUUCCCUUCCAAGGGGCCUCAGGCCAGGGCGGGCAGAGCCAGGCAGCCGAGAUCAUGUGCAAGAUCCGAGAAGGGCGCUUCUCCCUGGAUGGGGAAGCCUGGCAAGGCGUGUCAGAGGAAGCUAAGGAGCUGGUCCGAGGGCUCCUGACAGUGGAUCCAGCCAAGCGGCUGAAGCUGGAAGGGCUGCGGGGCAGCUCUUGGCUGCAGGACGGCAGCGCGCGCUCCUCGCCCCCGCUCCGUACGCCGGACGUGCUGGAGUCCUCCGGGCCGGCGGUGCGCUCCGGGCUCAACGCCACCUUCAUGGCCUUCAACAGGGGCAAGCGCGAAGGCUUUUUUCUGAAGAGCGUGGAGAAUGCACCUCUCGCCAAGAGGCGCAAACAGAAGCUGCGGAGCGCCCCCGCCUCCCGCCGCGGCUCCCCGGUGCCUGCCUCCACUGGCCGCGUCCCCGCCUCUGCCAAGGGGACACCCCGCCGAGCCAACGGCCCCCUGCCCCCCUCCUAGCUCCCGCCACUGUGAUCCCCUUCUCCCUAGGAGCUGUGACCUGCCAGCCGGGUGAUGAUGCACCAGGCUUCCUCCCCGGUUCUGCCCUGAUCCCCAGGAACUGCGUCCCCGUCUCCCAGACAGAGCAGAAGUAUUUUUAUAAGCAGAGAUUUUUUAAAAAAACGUCCUAUCAGAUAAGAGUUAGAGACCAGGGAAGGAAAGGUUUGGGGCCCUCUCCAGACUGUGUUGGGGGGAAUGAGAGAGAGAGACCCUGGGGAACCCCUCGAUGUUACCUGCUUCUCCCAUACUGGGGCUAAGGAAGGAGGUAGGUGAUUCCCUACAGGGGGAGCCCCUUUCUCACCCACCCAUUCCCCUGGGGCACAGCUGCUCCUGGCUGAAAGUGGGGCCUUGGGCUUCUGGUCUGGGCACCCACAGUCACUGCCUUGACCCCUCCAGGCUGUGCCUUUGAUUUUAAAAUAAAAGUCCAUCCAGUGCA